Molecule: messenger RNA, 774 nt
Organism: Symbiodinium sp. CCMP2456
Lineage: Eukaryota; Dinophyceae; Suessiales; Symbiodiniaceae
Source: the annotation of a GenBank genome assembly
AUGGAGCUUCCGGUGCAUUGGCAGAGCGAUCUGCCCAUUGAGCGCCACUCUGCCUCCCGGGCGCUGACGCUCACGGCAGCCUUGGGCCGCCUCGGUAUACCAGCCUGCGCCGAGAGACGGCUGACGAUCCACGUCCUGGGUGCCAGCUUCCGGGAGGAGGGCAGCGACCUGAUCGCUACGUCAGCCGUCUUCGCCCCGCUUUUCUCCGUACUCAAAGACAAAGAGCUCGACAAGGUUCAGAUGCUCCUCGUUGGCCCCACUGCCCUGGGGCCGUCGGACAAGUCAGUGGCUGCUGAUGAUGAGACCCGCUUGCCCACGGGCCUUUUGCUGGAGACCCGACACCGACAAGGUCUCUACCACGAGGUCAGUUUCGAGCCUCGCUGGGAGCCGGACCUCGUCUGCGCCUUCCAGCCCGGCUUCUACGGCUACGGCAGCUGGGAGCCCAGCAUUCGCCGGGUCCUGGAGCUGAAGGCGCCCUUCCUCGCCACGAGUUACAGCCACGAAGAGGCCGAAGAGGAUCAACACACUCUCUUGGAAGAGUUUGGGUGCGACCCCAUGUGCUGGGAGCCACCCGGCUGGCCUCCGGAGGCCAACGCCUUCGCAUCUCCACUGCGGCGCGGGGAGCAGCAGGAGCAGUGUUGCUGGCAAUGCCUCGUGCCACCAAGCUUGCGAAGAGAAGAGGGGACAGCAAAAAGCGGUGGCCAGGGCGAAAACGGUCGCACGUCCUUGGUGACUCCAUGCUCUUGCGCCCAUCCGACCUUCGAAUCCACAUAG